Messenger RNA from Aureobasidium musti, 1553 nucleotides. Lineage: Eukaryota; Fungi; Ascomycota; Dothideomycetes; Dothideales; Saccotheciaceae. The record is from the annotation of a GenBank genome assembly.
CGAUGGCUUCAAAUGACCCUGGCCUUGCACAAUUGGGCGCGGAGGCCAACGAGCCCAUCAAAGGAGCGGUCCAUGGAUCAAUCGACCUCGAGGAAGCCGAGAGUCCAGUGGCCCCAGACCAGCUAGACGAACGCUACGAAACUUCGCGCUGGGAGAUUUGGCUAACAGAGCAGGGCUUGGUUUCUAUACUACCAAACGGAUUGUCUCUCUUCAACUUUGGUCCUACUGCCUUUCAGAAUUUGCUAUACCAAAAGGCUGGAGACAAUGAAAUCCUUCAUUUCAUGGGAGCAGAUCGCACAAUCAACUCCAUUGUCCUCCUCAGCAACGGAAUAUCUUUCGCCAUACAGGUUGUUCUAUUCUUGAUCUUGGGAGCUUACGCAGACUUCGGUACACUUCGUUCCAAGAUCCUGAUUGGACUUUCUAUUAUCGCCUAUGCCAUUGGAUUUGGAUGGCUCGGUGUACACACGCCAGACAAGUGGCAGAUCGGAACUGGCUUAUACAUCCUCACCCUCAGCUUUUGGGCUGCUGCCUUCCCUAGCUUGGCCAGAAACACCAAGGAGAUCCGAGAAAAGGCACGAGAUCUCGCAGACGGUACUAUUACCCGCGAAGAGUAUGAUCAUGCAGACAGCAUGAAAAGAAACGAGUUGAGUAAUGCUGUCAUCGUUGGAAUCAUGUUUGCAAUGCAUGUAGAUGAUUCCACCGCAAACAACAACUAUGGUUUAUCUGUCUUGAUCGCCUUCAGCAGUGGUGUAUGGCUGCUCCUCUCACUCCCCCUGGUUCUUCAUGGAAAAGAAACGACCUGGCAUGCAAGUAGAGUCAUCGAUCCUAGUAGCUGGCGUCUCUCAAUUGUGAUCUGGCAACUCAGACAAUCCUUCUGUUACCUCAUCGGAUACUUCUUGCUAGGAGACUCGCUGAACACAAUCGUGACGGUGAUUGGCACUCUUCAGAAUGCCGUGGUCACUUACAACACACUUGAGUUGACAUAUCUUCUGCUCGUUGGUAUUGCCGCUCAAGCUGUAGGUAUUGGUGGAUUCUGGUAUAUACAAAAGCGCUACGGACUAUCCACCAAAACGAUGUUUAAUGCUGUUGCGAUUGGAAUCAUCUGCCUAGCUGCCUGGGGCAUGAUUGGCAUCUUCACACAGAAAGUUGGAUACAAGGUUAAGAUCGAGUUCUGGUUCUAUCAAGUCUUCUAUGGCAUCUUUGUUUGCCCUUGGUACUCUUAUUCUUUGGUGAUGAUUUCAGAAGUCACUCCUCGAGGCAAGGAGUAUCUGUUCUUUUCUUUGUUCUCCAUGGUCGGCAAGACAUCGGCCUUUAUCGGUCCCCUGGUCUCAUCUGCAAUCAUUGAUGCAAGUCCUUCGCACAACAACAGCACACCCUUCUACUUCCUGCUUGCUCUCAGCUUGGUCAGCUUCUUGUUCAUCUUCUUCUUCGUUGAUUUGAGCAAGAGCCAAGUUGAGCAGGCCGAGUUCUGCGCAAGGAGAAAGAGGCUCGCGGCAAGGACAUCUAGCGGCUUUCUUACAUGUGCUCAAAGACAAGGUUUGGAAGGGCAGGUU